Messenger RNA from Symbiodinium necroappetens, 183 nucleotides. NCBI's taxonomy places the organism in Eukaryota, Dinophyceae, Suessiales, Symbiodiniaceae. The record is from the annotation of a GenBank genome assembly.
AUGGAAGUUCCGGAAUAUUACGGCAACGCCGUGGCGUGCACUGACCGCGAUGUCGUGGCCAAUGCAAUCGAGAAUGGCUACGAGGAUUUUGAGCUGGAAUUCCUGCCUGCAGAGCUGAAUGACAGUGCAGUAUUGCAGAAGCCCGAGGCCGCUCCAAUUGAAGACUUGGGGAUUAGGGUUUAG